GUCUCUUCGCCUCUCAAUAGAUUUCGACAAUGUCUCUGCUCCGUGCUUAUAAGCAGGGAAUACCCAGACGGGCACUUCCUGCGUGUCCAACUUAUACGCGCCGUUUCUUUGCGGAAACUCCCAACCAGCCGGUUCGCACUGGCGAUGCCCCCCAGAAAGACACCACCCAAAUUGCGGAGGUGGCUCAUACUGAUGUAUUGACGGCUGAAGUCAUAAGUGGUGCUCCAGCGGAGCUCCGGCAUCGCAUGGUACGGAUCUAUCAACCAGCCCGUAACACCAUGCAAAGCGGGGCAGGAAAGUCAGAGCGGUGGCGCAUUGACUGGGAUAUUUUGUCGGGAGCAGGUCGGUGGGAGAAUCCUUUGAUGGGUUGGGCCAGUUCCGCGGAUUACAUGCAGGGUACCAGAAUGUCAUUCAGAAGCAAGGAGGAUGCCAUGCACUUUGCAGAAAAACAAGGCUGGAAUUACUAUGUACAACCACCACCCACCAAGAAAAUCCCUCCAAAGAACUAUUCAGAGAAUUUCGUGUACAGGCCGAAUAAACUACGGAUAAUGCGCACGAAGUAGACUGUCAUUCUGUCCAUAGAACUACUGCACCUGAUCCACAAGUCUGCAAUUGGUUGGAACUUAA
Suillus clintonianus is the source of this 627-nucleotide messenger RNA. RefSeq names its product Ndufs4, NADH dehydrogenase Fe-S protein 4. The coding region runs from base 30 to 563 and encodes 177 amino acids. Gene Ontology annotation, biological process: electron transport chain. NCBI's taxonomy places the organism in Eukaryota, Fungi, Basidiomycota, Agaricomycetes, Boletales, Suillaceae. The transcript has 5 exons. The record is from RefSeq and is a predicted model, not a curated record.